Molecule: messenger RNA, 417 nt
Organism: Cotesia congregata
Lineage: Eukaryota; Metazoa; Arthropoda; Insecta; Hymenoptera; Braconidae
Source: the annotation of a GenBank genome assembly
UAUACUUCCGGUCGGAAUAGUUUGUGGAGCUUCCCUCUUUCCCUGACGAAUCGUCUUAAAGGCAAAAUGACGUGCAAACGACGAAACGGAGGACGUGCUAAGCACGGACGUGGACAUGUCAACCCAGUCCGUUGCACCAAUUGUGCCCGAUGUGUGCCUAAAGACAAGGCAAUUAAGAAAUUCGUAAUCCGUAACAUCGUGGAAGCUGCUGCUGUCCGGGACAUAAACGAUGCUAGUGUUUAUGAAUCUUAUCAGCUUCCUAAACUUUACGCCAAAUUGCACUACUGUGUAUCUUGCGCAAUCCAUUCAAAGGUUGUGCGCAACAGAUCCAAAGCUGAUCGUCGUAUUCGUACACCACCUCAACGUAACUUCCCCAGGGAUAACAUGCGUCAAGGUGCUCAACAAAACAGAAAGUGA